AUGUCCGAUCUUGUGUCACUUCAGGUUCGCGUCUGGGUGGCGGAGAAAGACAUCAAGACCUUCUUUGAUGCUUUGGAGAGUGUGUUCUAUAAGAUUCUUGGCGAGCCUGAAUGCACGCUCUUCGAAGUGUAUCAAUCGCAGGAGAAUAAAGGAGAGAUUUUGAUCCUCAAGAAUUGGAACGCGUCGAAGGACUGGGUGGAGAAUGUGGCUAUGACAAGACCGUAUCUCAAAGAGUACCAUGAGAUCACGGAACCGUUGUUCCUCAAGCCAAAGGAGGUGACGGUCGUGGAUCGAAAGGCUGGGAAAUGGAGUGUGGUUAAGACCAAUAAUGGUCAGAUCUGGCCCGCAGAUGGGCAUGCAUAG
Aspergillus homomorphus CBS 101889 is the source of this 363-nucleotide messenger RNA. Its product is annotated as putative quinol monooxygenase. The record is from RefSeq and is a predicted model, not a curated record. Lineage: Eukaryota; Fungi; Ascomycota; Eurotiomycetes; Eurotiales; Aspergillaceae. Bases 1 to 363 code for a protein of 120 amino acids. The transcript has 3 exons.